AAUGGAACCACGUGCUCCACCAUUAAAGAAAACCAGAACAAUAUGGCCAUUGGCCGUCCUGAUACGGGUUAUCGACACUGGAAAAAAUUCAGGAGAUGGCUCUUCAAUUUCUAUAACCUCGCAAUCUCUAUCUAUUGGUCUCCAUUUCUAGUUCAUGGCGACGAGAAAUCGAGCGCCUUCAACUACAAUAAGCUCUAUCAACACAAAGUUGAUGAACAAUUGUUGAAUGAAUUCGACCAAAUCCAUAUGGUUUAA
Molecule: messenger RNA, 255 nt
Organism: Amborella trichopoda
Lineage: Eukaryota; Viridiplantae; Streptophyta; Magnoliopsida; Amborellales; Amborellaceae
Source: RefSeq, a predicted model, not a curated record